Molecule: messenger RNA, 3064 nt
Organism: Maniola jurtina (meadow brown)
Lineage: Eukaryota; Metazoa; Arthropoda; Insecta; Lepidoptera; Nymphalidae
Exons: 2
Coding region: 565-1905 (446 amino acids)
Molecular function (GO): zinc ion binding; nucleic acid binding
Source: RefSeq, a predicted model, not a curated record
UUGGCUGCUCUCCCAUCGGGCGCGUCCCCGGCUGGCGGAUAGGGGAUCUCCCUCACCAGACUUGUCUGGCGGGUACUGGGGAAAUAAAAUACUCAGCGCGGACCAAAAGCAAGCACAAAAAAUCCAGGCAGCGUCUGUACUCGGAGCGAGCGGCUGUCUGGUCAGCGUCUGUCCCACAUUGGGCGGCUGUUUUUCCGGAAGAUGUGAGUAGGAGAGAGAAGGAAAGAAGGGAGAUAAUUUUGAACAUGCAAGCACAACAAAAAAAAGAUACUACCCCAGGCGGGUUCCGGCGCUGAUACUAGUGCCGGGGAAUCCCGCCCCCUGACGGUUUCGGCCGACAGGGGCUGCCCCUCGUAUUCUGGGGAGGGCAACGUUUUGCUUAAGUGGGACAAACCAUUUGCAAGGUCUGGCCUGCUACAACGCACGCCACCUAAAACAACGACACAGGCACGGACAUGGACUGAUACAGAACAAACGGAAACGGAGGACGGAAUAUCUACAGGAGAUGAAGGGGCGCAAUGCAGACGGCCACCCUACGUAAGCCCCCUGACAUUUUUCUCACCCAUGGCAAGCACGCCGAAGAAUAGAGAUGGGAAAAGGAAAAAGUCACCAAAGGGUAAUAAGGAGACAGAAAGUCUAGAAGAAAAGGAAGACCGACUUUUGGGUGAACUGUUCGGCAACAUCGUAGCUGUAAACUCCCUUGUGGACAGACAAGGGCCAUACAAGAAUACAGCCAACGAGAUCAAGACAAGACUGCGAGAAUUGCAAAAGCUGUGUGGACGGGUCAUGGAUGUCAGAAGAAUGAGAGUAGAAGAAAAAGGCGAAGAGACGGAGAGAACCCCAAAAAGGGCAAAGAGAGGUGCAGUGGUGGUAGAAGAAAAGGGUACAAAUACAUCGACCGGAGGCGAGAUGGAAGGAUUAGAAUGGGAUGAUGAUCUGGGUACGGAAACUGAUUGGAAGAAAGUACAAUCGAAAGGGAAACGACGACGACAAAAAGAGAGACAGAAAGAAAUAGGAAGACACCCUGUGGGGAUAAAUCGGGAGCAGGAUAAGGAAAAAGAGAAUGAGUUCAGGAAAGAUAUACCGACAAAGACAGGGAGAAAUCUGGUAGAGGAAAAUGCCCUUAAUCAGAAAACUAAGAAGAAAGGAACAAAUAAGGUGGGGAAAAAGCCAACGGGUAGAAAGCCGUCCGCAAAGCCCGAAGCACUGCUAAUCGAGAUAAAAGAUCGUGACUAUGCCAGUGUACUUAAAGAGGUGAAGUCGGGACUAGCAAGUGAAGAUGUAGUAUUCUCUAAGGUAAGAAAGACCAGAAAGGGUGAUAUACUGCUUGAGCUAGAGAAAGCUCAAGAUGGAAGCGCUUUGCAAAUAAAAGAGAAGGUGGGGGAACUGUGCCCAAAUUUAACCCUUAGAGCAUUAAAGGAGUCUGCAGAUGUUAUAAUUAGGGGACUAGAUGUCACAGUGGAAAAAGAAGAAGUGGAAGAGUCAUUAAAACAAAAGGUGAAAGAGUUCCACAUAAAGAGUUUUUGGGAGAACCGAUACGGUAGUAAGACAGCCCUGGUCGAGCUCCCGAAGGAGGAAGCUCAAAAACUGGCAGACCAGAAAAAGAUAAAGAUAGGAUGGAUGAGAGUUCCAAUCAGACUCUCAGUAGAAAGGAAAAGAUGCUACAGGUGCCUCGAAUACGGGCAUAUUUCAGUGGGGUGCCCAGGCCAGGACCGAAGUAAAAAGUGUUACAACUGUGGCAAUGAGGGACAUAAGGCCACAAACUGUGAGAGGGAAACGGCAUGCGCUAUCUGUCUGGAUAAAGGCCAUAGUAACACAAGACAUCGAAUGGGCUCUAAAAGUUGCCCGUCUUGGAAAGAAAAGGUGCCCGGCGGAAGGAUCAAAGAGUCAAAAAACGGGGUUUAGGAGCAGGAAAUGGUGCAAUAGGCUCGCAAAUAAAGGUCCUGCAAAUAAACCUGGAUAGAACGCGAGCUGCCCACGACCUGCUCGAAGUGACGGCAAAAGAAAAUGAUAUAGACUUAGCUAUCGUGGCGGAGCCAAACAGGAAAGUAGUGCAAGUAUGUGAAUGGGUUACAGACCAUAGAGGGGAUGCAACUGUAAUUAUUUAUAAUAAACGCGCCCAGGUUAAAAUAGUGGCUCAAGGAAACGGUUUUGUGGCGGUAGCAAUUUCUGGGCUCACGAUUUUUAGUUGCUACUUUUCGCCGAACCAUAGUUUUGAGGACUUUGAGCGAGACCUAGACGAGCUUUUUGAAAGUAUCAAGUUGCAGCGUGGAGACAUUUUGGUAGCUGGGGACUUCAAUGCAGCGUCAAAAGUCUGGUCCAACAAAACUGAGAAUGCCAGAGGUCGUCUAAUCAUGGAAAUGCUCGCGAGUAUGGACAUGGUUAUAAUGAACGAAGGAGUCGCCCCAACGUUUCAAAGAGGUGAAAAAAACUCCACCCCAGACAUUACAUUUGCCAACGCAAGUCUGGCACAGAGAGUUACUGAGUGGCAAGUCCUGGAGGAAGAUAGCUUGAGUGGACACCGGUAUAUAAAGUUUAAUAUACUUCAACAUGAAAGGAAGUUACCAAUUGAUACACAGGUAGGAUGGAGAUUAGAUAAGCUUGACCAUAAGGUCCUAGAAUGUGUCCUUAAAGAAAGUGUGAUUGGCUCUCCAGAAGAAUUGGUGAUGGAGACCACAAAAGCCUGCGAUAGGGCGAUGCCCAAAAAAGGAGUAUACAGAAGAGCACCAGUGUAUUGGUGGAAUAAAUUAAUUGCCGCGAAAAGAUCUCAUUGUACAAGAUGUCGCAGAGACUACACACGUGAGAGAAGGAAAAGGGGUAGGGAAAACUCAACCAGAGAUGAGAGCAAAGAAGAAGAAAUACAGGAGCUAAGAGAGAAAUAUAGGGUAGCGAAACAGGACUUGCAAAUAGCUAUCACGAAGUCAAAGGCAGGAAAAUGGAAAGAGCUCUGUGAGGAAGUGGACCAGGAUACUUGGGGACUGGGAUAUAGGAUUGUCACCAAAAGAUUACGGCAAAGUCCGCCCAGCUUAGAAAUGGACUUAAUUAGAACCGUGGUCAAAGUAUU